UCCGUCUCCAUAAGUCAACUUUGUUCAGUCACACACGCCGCAAAGCAAAUCCCUCUGCCAGGACUCUGCUCCUACCUCCAGGAUGUCUCAGCCGAACUCUGGAUCCAUAUCACAAGCUCCUCCGAUGGAAUAUAACAUCAGACUUUGAGAAUAACACCCUUUUGAGAAACUUUGAAAGCUAUCUAGCUACUGAGGAAUAGCUAGUUAAAGCGGGCGCCACGAAGAUUAGCCGACUGAGCUAAAAACUAAAUAUUUAAUGAGAAAUGUUUGGUUGUGCUGGGUUUUUUUGUUGUUUUUUUUAACUCGUAUAUCAUCGUCCUUUUUUUCUAGAUUGUGAACUUUGUCUUUGAAAAGCUUGUGCGGAGCAGCAUGGGUUUGCAGGGGAGUGGACAUGAGUAGUGUUAUCAGUUAAUGGAGAUUGUGUUCAUUGAUUUCGCCGUCCCUUAACCGGAUAGUCACUAUGAUGUUGUGAAGUUUCUCAAAUGAGGCGUUGAAAGGUGUGACUAGUGUUUCAUUUGCGAAGAAUGUCCGACUUGGGGAGUUCCAGUGUGUUUGUGGGUCUGGAGGACCCGCAGUGGCUCUGCAUGGUCACGCUGUUCAUCGCGUCCCUCGUUACUCUCAUCAUAUAUUUCGCGCAGUAUUUCCAGCAUUGGUUUGUUGGGAGUGAAGCUGGAGCAGCGGGGGACGAUGAGGAGGAGGAAGCAGCCGCUCUGCUGGGCUGGGCCCUGUCACUGGGGAGCUGGAGGAGCCGCUGGAGGGGAGCUUGGUGCAGAGCUCUGAAUGACAGGUCCAGGAAGCGUGGGGGAGCUGUUUUGUUGACAUUUGAAGAAGAUGGUUUCGAGACAUCAGAACUCGCAGUUAGCAAAGUUUCCAGCUUUCAGAAGUCUGCCUUGGGCAAGGAGGCUUGCUGCAGUGUGGUUGGAGAGAAACUGCAGUUCUCUUUUGGUGUAGCAUCGACAUCCACAGCAGAUCCCUGGAAAUACACUGCAUGUAUAAUCCCACUAGAGCUGCAGCUUCAACUGCAUAUGCAAGAAGGUGAAGAUGAGAUUGAGGUGAGCUGGGGAGUGUCUCAUCUGAAUGCAGAGGAGCUGCAGGUCACGCCUACUUUUCCACAGGACAUUGGAGACAGAACGGCCAUAAAGGAACAAUUGAUGGAGCUGUUAUGUGUGACACGGUCCUCUGUGCUGCUGAGCUGCAGGUCUGCUCAGGCCUCCGAGCUAAAUGAAUUUCACAACAAAGCGCUGUCUCCCCCAAAACCCCCUCGUGCCCACGACUGGAAGCUGCUUGUCAAAAACAUCCGGGUCACACUCAAUCAGGAGGAGGACGCUGCAGGCAGCUUAAAUCCUCUGUGUGCACUGCGCUUAGAUGACCCUCCUCAGAAGUUUAACACCUCUGUUUUGAAGAACACAACCAAUCCGAUGUGGGACCAGCCGUUUAUUUUUGAAUUGAAUGGACGAUCAAAAGAGCUCAGUAUUCAGCUGUUGAAUGAUGGACAACCUCCAGAAAAUUCGCUACUAGGUCAGGUGUCUGUGGCUUUUGAUCUCAUAAGGAAGCAGCCUAAAGGACAGCGAACUUUUACACUCAUGACCAAAGACAAAGUGACUGGAUCACUUACUACUGAUUUUACCUACCUGGAGCCUAGUGAGGUACGGUCCUGGAUCCCUCCCACUCCAGCCUCCAAUAAGAGGGUAGAGAUGGAUCGCACAGUCAUGCCCUGUGGCACGGUGGUCACCACCAUCACCGCGGUGAAGAGCAAGCCGGGUCGACCUCUCCCGCUCAUCAUAGAUCCUGUCCAGAACCCAGCAGUCAACAAGCCAAAGCUCACCGAGCGCCGGGUUUCGGAGCAGGCGUCCAUGAUGGGAGCCACUGUGAGUAAGGCCUUGUCCUCCUCUGACACUGAACUGCUGAUGCUCAAUGGGACUGACCCAGUGGCUGAAGCUGCCAUCCGACAACUCCACCAGUCUGCCAAGCAGAAGCUCAAGUCCCCAGUGAAGAAGAGUACAAUUAUCAUCUCAGGCAUCGCCAAAACGCCCUUGUCUCAGGACGACGAGCUGGCUCUGAUGGCAGGCUACGCCGCAGCAAUGGAUGCCUCGAUGUCGGAGAGCAGCUCCACUCAGGAUGUGACCGCGGCGAUUGCAUCAGGUUUUAGUAGUCCUCCAGACGGGUCUGAGCCCCAGGAAGGCUCUUCUGGCCUAGGCCGGCCUCAAGUGGACUGGGAGAGCCAAACUGAAGAGGAGCUAAAUCAUACUUCACUUUCCAUGUGUGUAGCUGAGGCUAACUGCAAGAAGAGAAGAGGCAGCUUCCUUCAGAAGAGCGCCAAGCUCUUCUUCAAGCGACGUCACCAGCGCAAGGACCCGGGGAUGAGCCAGUCACACAAUGACCUGGUUUACCUGGAGUCUCCGGCCGCAGUGGAGCGAGCCAGCCGAACCGCCACGCUUAGCCGCAUGCUCAGCCGCAAGCAUAAGAGCAAGAGCAAAGCUAACGGCUGCACCUCCACGGGGGAGCCACAUGCGUGAUCCCCGCGCAGCCCUUCACCUCAGUCCCUCCCACAGCUGCCAUCAUCGCUUCCACCUCAAAGUUGCACUAGCAGACAUCCUGGUUAACUAACUCAUCCUAAUUCCCCAUCUGCAUACUGGGGCUCCUGCAUUGUGAAAAGUGCGCAGAUGGAAAAAGCCUUUGCUCAUAUCCUCCGAAGCUGACAUCCCACCAAAGCAAAUGUGUCCAUGUGUGGAUGAAGGUAUCCUGCCCUGGGGUGAUGGCAUGCCUGAGAAAUGGCAGUUUCACAGUUUUGCAUGUUUCCUUCAUUUGAUUUUUAUAUGCAACUUUUUUUUAAUCUUAAGUGCUUUUACGGCCCUGUUACAGACUGAAUGGACUGAUGCAGGCCACCUUUGUUUACCUCAGUGACACUGAGCGCAAAGAGAACUCUCUCCCUGCUGUAAACAGCAAGUCUCCAACAAUGACCCAACAGGACCAAAGAUGAAGAGCAGAGUGGUGUUUGUAUGAUUUGCACAGCCCUUUCCUUGAAAGUGCAAUGACAGGAGCUACUCCUGCAGCAGAGACUUGUCUGUACUUGUUCACGUUAAAAAGAUUUACAAAAGGGAGAUCAUCUCAUCACUGCACAACUGGCCAUAAUGGGAGAGUAAUAUGACUACUUUGACACUAAUUUUAUGAAAUUCUUUGUUAGAAAUCAUUCAAAUUUAUUCUGAACAGAAUAUAGAUGGUAUUUAAUGUUUAUGGAGUGUAUAUUCAGAAAGUCUUCAGACCCCGUCACACUGCAGCCUUUAAAGAAGAACAAUCUGUUUUCAUUUAAUCAUUAUGGGGUAUUGAGUGUGCGUUAGAGAAGGAUAAGGCAUGAGGCUGCAGUGUGUCAAAAUGGAAAAAAUAAAGGGGUUCUGGCUUGGAGCAGACUGUUUUUAAAAAAAAUGAUCAUGCUAAGACAUGGAAGACAGUUGUUUUUAAAUGAGUUGCUGGCAUUUACAGAGAUAAUUGUCAUUUAUCGCUAAAUAUUAAAAUAAAUUAACCCUUUACUAAGUAAACCAGCUGCUUUAGUGAAACCCAACUUUUGCCUUCCUCCUGUACACUACUGCUGUCGGCAGCAUUGCAAAUGUGUCAAAAGGGAACUGAACGAAACUUUACCAAGGAACUGUGAUGCUACACAUGUUUGGCUUACUUUCAAGAUUAAAGACAAUUGUUUCUCUUUGCAGCUGAAUGUAAGAAACUUCUCUUUUUCAUCUAAUGUUUAAAGGCCUCAGACAAUGUGUUUUUGAAGGCAAGAACAAAAGACAGUUUGCAUAUGUUUGGGAACAGCCAAAUAGUCUAGCUGCUUUUCAUUAAAAUACAGCUAAUGAUUGUA
This is a messenger RNA of Cololabis saira (Pacific saury), 3853 nucleotides long. RefSeq names its product C2 domain-containing protein 2. The transcript is spliced from 13 exons. The coding region runs from base 525 to 2516 and encodes 663 amino acids. NCBI's taxonomy places the organism in Eukaryota, Metazoa, Chordata, Actinopteri, Beloniformes, Belonidae. The record is from RefSeq and is a predicted model, not a curated record.